AUGCAAACCCUCCGCAGCCCGUUACCAUGUAUAAGCCUCCCGAAGGGCAUGGAGACGUGCUACGCUGGAGAGAUUUCUAUGUACACAGAGAGAGAAAACAGAAUCCAGGCGGCAACUCUUGAGAAGACUCAGCUCAUUGCAAAGGAUUUUUCUGAGCUGCGCAUCCACUUCUGGCCCGACACAAGAUAA
This is a messenger RNA of Histoplasma mississippiense, 189 nucleotides long. RefSeq lists its product with no specific name. Lineage: Eukaryota; Fungi; Ascomycota; Eurotiomycetes; Onygenales; Ajellomycetaceae. Bases 1 to 189 code for a protein of 62 amino acids. The transcript is spliced from 3 exons. The record is from RefSeq and is a predicted model, not a curated record.